Messenger RNA from Brassica oleracea var. oleracea, 3402 nucleotides. RefSeq names its product alpha-glucosidase 2-like. Lineage: Eukaryota; Viridiplantae; Streptophyta; Magnoliopsida; Brassicales; Brassicaceae. The transcript is spliced from 23 exons. Gene Ontology annotation, biological process: carbohydrate metabolic process. Bases 253 to 3222 code for a protein of 989 amino acids. Gene Ontology annotation, molecular function: carbohydrate binding; hydrolase activity, hydrolyzing O-glycosyl compounds. The record is from RefSeq and is a predicted model, not a curated record.
GAAGUAUACACCAAUGGUAUUGUCAUCGUCAUCACUCACUAGCGGAACUCUACCCUCUUCACCUUCCUUCUUCUCUAACGAUCGCUCUCUUCCCUCGCUGAAUCCGAUCGCUCCAUCGCCCUCCCUUCCCGCUAUCAGAUCCUCUGCUCUCGCCGUCACCAGCAGAACUAAAUAAAGGGUUAUACAAGGAGUACUUACUAGAAAAACCACCUUGCAUGCAGAAGCAAAGGAAGACGGUGUUUAAUCAGGAGGAUGAAUGUAAGUAAAGGAGAUGGCUCGGAAACUGCUCCAUCUGAUAUGAUUUUUGUGCCUAUUUUGGAGGAUGGAGUUUUCCGGUUUGACUCUUCUGUGGAGCAUAGGAAUGCUGCGUUUCCAAGUGUUUCGUUUAAGAACAGCAAAGACCGGGAAGUACCCAUUCCAAGUCACAUUGUUCCAGCGUUUACUCCUACUUAUUCCCUUCUUGAGGAGCAACAAGUUGUCACUUUUCAGUUUUCUCCUGGCACGUCGUUUUAUGGGACGGGAGAAGUUGGUGGCCAGUUGGAGAGGACAGGGAAACGGGUGUUUACAUGGAACACUGAUGCGUGGGGUUAUGGCCCCGGAACCACUUCACUUUACCAGUCACAUCCUUGGGUACUAGUUGUCCUUCCAACUGGAGAAACACUUGGUGUUCUUGCUGAUACCACACGAAAGUGUGAGAUUGAUCUAAGGAAACAAGGAGUCAUAAGAAUAAUCUCCCCACCAUCAUAUCCAAUAAUCACAUUUGGUCCUUUCUCCACACCCACUGCUGUCUUGCAGUCCCUGUCCCAUGCCGUUGGAACUGUUUUUAUGCCUCCAAAGUGGGCAUUAGGCUACCAUCAAUGCCGUUGGAGUUAUAUGUCUGACAAGCGAGUAGCCGAGAUAGCUCAAACGUUUCGGGACAAGAAAAUUCCAUCUGAUGUGAUAUGGAUGGACAUUGACUACAUGGAUGGAUUUCGUUGUUUCACAUUCGACAAGGAGCGUUUCCCGGAUCCUAGUGCUUUGGCAAAACAUCUUCAUAAUAACGGUUUCAAAGCGAUCUGGAUGCUUGACCCUGGGAUAAAACAGGAGGAAGGUUUUGAUGUCUACGAUAGUGGAAGUAAGAAUAAUGUUUGGGUUAAAGGAGCAGAUGGGGAGCCCUUUAUUGGUGAAGUGUGGCCUGGGCCUUGCGUUUUUCCUGACUAUACGAAUUCCAAAGCUCGCUCUUGGUGGGCUAAUUUGGUUAAGGAUUUUAUUUCAAAUGGUGUUGAUGGUAUAUGGAAUGAUAUGAAUGAGCCAGCAGUUUUCAAAGUCGUGACAAAGACGAUGCCUGAGAACAAUAUUCACAGAGGAGAUGAUGAGCUUGGAGGUGUUCAAUACCACUCGCACUACCACAAUGUCUACGGGAUGCUGAUGGCAAGAUCAACUUAUGAAGGGAUGGAGCUAGCUGAUAAGAAUAAGCGACCUUUUGUAUUGACAAGGGCUGGAUUCAUAGGUAGCCAGAGAUAUGCUGCAACCUGGACAGGAGAUAACCUUUCAACCUGGGAGCAUCUACAUAUGUCUAUAUCCAUGGUACUUCAGCUGGGGCUUAGUGGUCAGCCUUUAUCAGGACCAGAUAUUGGUGGCUUUGCUGGCAACGCAACUCCGCGGCUAUUUGGGCGUUGGAUGGGCGUUGGAGCUAUGUUUCCGUUCUGCCGUGGUCAUUCUGAGGCUGGCACUGAUGAUCAUGAGCCAUGGUCUUUUGGAGAAGAGUGUGAGGAAGUCUGUCGUGCUGCAUUGAAGAGGCGCUACCAACUGUUACCACAUUUUUACACCCUAUUUUACAUUGCCCAUACAACUGGUGCUCCAGUUGCAACUCCAAUCUUUUUCGCCGAUCCUAAAGCUUCCCGCCUAAGGACCAUUGAAAAUGCCUUUCUAUUGGGCUCACUUCUAAUCCAUGCAAGUACUUUGUCUAAUCAGGGAUCUCACGAGUUGCAGCCUAUAUUGCCCAGAGGAACUUGGUUGAGGUUUGAUUUUGAAGAUUCACAUCCGGAUUUGCCGACAUUAUAUUUACAAGGGGGAUCCAUCAUAGCACUUGGUCCUCCACAUCUCCAUGUUGGGGAAUCUAGUCUGUCAGAUGACUUAACCCUACUUGUUUCAUUAGAUGAAAAUGGGAAAGCUGUAGGACUCCUAUUUGAAGAUGAUGGAGAUGGAUAUGGCUACACAGAAGGCAGAUAUCUAAUUACACACUAUAUUGCUGAGCGACAGUCUUCCGUUGUUACCGUGAAGAUUUUAAUAACGGAAGGAGAGUGGGAGAGGCCAAAGCGUCGUAUUCAUGUCCAGUUAUUGCUUGGUGGUGGUGCAAUGCUUGAUGCUUGGGGAAUGGAUGGAGAGACCAUCCAGAUAAAGAUGCCUUCAGAAAGUGAAGUUUCAGCGUUAAUAUCUACAAGCAAUGAGCGCUUUGCACUUCAUAUGGAAAAUACAAAACUGAUACCUGAGAAGGAAAUGCUACAUGGACAAAAGGGAAUGGAACUCUCAAGGGAACCAGUUGAGCUAAACAGUGGCGAUUGGAAACUGAACAUAGUUCCUUGGAUUGGUGGAAGGAUAUUAUCUAUGACACAUGUUCCAUCAGGAGUUCAAUGGCUUCACAGCAGGAUAGAGAUGAAUGGUUACGAAGAGUACAGUGGUACUGAGUACCGGUCAGCUGGAUGUUCUGAGGAAUAUAAUGUUAUUGAGAGGGAUUUGGAACAGGCAGGAGAAGACGAAUCUCUUAUCCUAGAAGGUGAUGUAGGUGGUGGACUGGUUCUUCGGCGUAAAAUCGCAAUACCUAAAGACAAUCCCCGAGUUGUUCAGAUUGCCUCUAGCAUUGAAGCCCGUAGUGUUGGUGCUGGUUCUGGUGGAUUUUCAAGGCUGGUAUGCUUAAGAGUCCAUCCAACUUUCUGUCUUAUGCAUCCAACGGAAUCGUUUGUCUCCUUCACAUCGAUUGAUGGUACAAAGCAUGAAGUUUGGCCCGACUCUGGAGAGCAAUUAUAUGAAGGGAACAACCUCCCACAUGGUGAAUGGAUGCUGGUGGAUAAGAGCCUCAAUCUAGGGCUGGUAAACAGGUUCGACGUUAGUCAGGUAUUCAAAUGUGUUGUUCACUGGGACUGUGGAACUGUUAACUUGGAGUUAUGGUCUGAAGACCGACCUGUUUCCAAGGAAUCACCUCUGAAAAUAGAGCAUGAAUAUGAAGUCGCAAGUUUCCCAUAACUGUGUUGGAUAUAUCUAUCUAUCUUACGAUAUCAACUCAUUCCCAUGUUCUACUUGACUACUUGGGGUUGUCCAUUGUGUAUAAAUAAGUGAUUGAUCAGUGCUCCUACGUUUAGAUUUAUACUGUCACUGUGUUGUAUUGGAUUACUUCGCUACUCAAAUAACCCAAUACAAUUUAUA